GUAUAAAUAUCUGGUAUUUUCAUUCUUAUCCAAUAUAAUUGGAAGUUGCAUUCUUAGAAAACCAUGACAGGGAGUAAUGGAGGUUUGAUGAAAAGGCAUAGAAAUGGAAGUAGCAAUCGAUUAUCUGAAUCCGAAGAUAACCCUCAUCACCAUCAUCAAAAACCAUUUAAUUUUCAUCGAAAUCCAUCAUCAUCUUCAACUUAUAGAUUUGACGAUUCUGUAACUGCUGAUGUCAUCCUCUCCGUUAACCUAGAAUCAAUCCCCUUUGAUGGAGAUGAACCGUCUGUUGUUGAUAAUCAAGAGAGUGUUAAGCUUUAUCUUCACUCAAAUGUUCUUCGGAGAUCCAAAUACUUUUCGGCAUUGUUAUCGGAUCGAUGGCAUGAAGGUUUGAUUAAUAAUUCUAGGGUUUUCAAUCUGAAUCUAAAAGUUCAAGCUUCGAUGGGUACUGUUGAUGUUCAUUUAACUGUUUUGAAACUGCUCUAUGCAAAUGAUUUCGCUAACGAAAUCAAUUCCGUGAGUGCUGUUUUAUCGAUUCUUCCUGUGGCGUUGGAAUUGCUGUUCGAGGAUCUUGUUAGAUUUUGUGUUAACUUUCUUGAAGCAGUUCCAUGGACUGAAGAGGAGGAGCUUAGGGUUUUGAAUCUGAUUCCUUUUUUGAGGCAAGAGGAAUCAAAUGAGCUUUUGUCCAGGCUUUCUCAUGGGGGAAAGGAUAGUGACGCAGAUGAAAUGCUUCAUGGUUUGAUUCUUGCAGCAAUUCAUAAUCAUCCUAAUGCGGUUUCUCCAAAAACUUUUGUAGCGAAACUGUUGAGGGAGUUUUCCUCUAGGGAUUCCGUGAAAAGGGCAUUAGAUAAGGCAUUUGAGAUUCAUUUGAAAGUGGUGAAGGAUUCUUUAGAAGAGUAUUCGAGUCCAAAUUUUAGAGGUGAUCAUAAUGAGACUGAAGCAAUACAAAGGUUGAAUCUGCAUACGGCCUUAACUAAUGGGAAAUAUUUGUUAUGGUUGGUUGAGAGGAUGAUUGAAUUGAAAGUUGCAGAUUUGGCUGUAAAGGAAUGGAGUGAACAAGCUUCAUUUACUGCGAAUUUACAAAGGGCUUUUAGGGAGGACGCGUGGAGAAAUAUUGUGCCUGGCUUUCCUGCUGUUAUUCUUCGCUGCACAUGCAAGCUUGCCAGUGCGGUUGCUGCCGGUUCGAUUUUGGCUGCUAGACAGGUUCGUCUGAAAUUGGUAAAGGAUUGGCUGCCAGUGUUGAUUGUAUGCAAAGAAAAUGCAUCUCAGAGUCCUCUGAGUCACAAAACGCUGUAUCAGGAAUUGGAAGAAACACUCUUGAAGAUUAUAUCCACAUUGCCUUUGUCAGAUUCCCAGGAUUUGCUACAGAAGUGCCUCAGUUUCUCUACCCGCAAUGUUGAGGACUGCCCUCACUUGGUAUCAGCCUUCAACACCUGGUUUCGACGUGCAACUCAUCCACCACCAGAUUGCGGAAAGCUCAACUGAGUAAGAAAACAAAGAGGACUUAAGAGGCCUUUGACUGGUAAACUUGGUAAAUAGCACCCACUGCUUCUUAAAUCGUCUCUUAAAAGGGUUCUUUAAAGUUGAAGAAAACUAACCAGUAGCAGCACAUUGUGAAUAUCUAAUAUUACGAUGACUAUACUAAUAAUAGAGCUACUACUACCACCAUGUUACCUUGAUGUAAAAAGGUAAAGUUUUUACAGACAAAGUAAAUUUGGCUGUCUCGUUGAAACUUGACUGUCUUUUAUGGAUGCAUCUUCUAUGAAAUAGAAUUGAACAUGUGUUUAAGUUGUGAA
Molecule: messenger RNA, 1793 nt
Organism: Papaver somniferum (opium poppy)
Lineage: Eukaryota; Viridiplantae; Streptophyta; Magnoliopsida; Ranunculales; Papaveraceae
Product: BTB/POZ domain-containing protein At1g63850-like
Exons: 2
Coding region: 64-1482 (472 amino acids)
Source: RefSeq, a predicted model, not a curated record